Messenger RNA from Cladophialophora psammophila CBS 110553, 2856 nucleotides. RefSeq lists its product as uncharacterized. The record is from RefSeq and is a predicted model, not a curated record. NCBI's taxonomy places the organism in Eukaryota, Fungi, Ascomycota, Eurotiomycetes, Chaetothyriales, Herpotrichiellaceae. Gene Ontology annotation, cellular component: cytoplasm. The transcript has a single exon. Gene Ontology annotation, biological process: chromatin remodeling. The coding region runs from base 1 to 2856 and encodes 951 amino acids.
AUGGCCAAGCAGCUGCUCAUUCUCAUGGGCUUACUGGUCUCCCAAAGUCCCAACCAACAGAGUCAGGCCCCUACAGAGGAACUGAAAGUUGCUUCGUUCGAAUGUAUGGCUGUCAUCAUCCGCCAAAGUGCUUCACUAGCAUCCCCAAUCCUGGAAGGCGUUGGCGGCAAGAAUAUUGUGGAUCAACUAGCCUAUCAGCUACUCGAGGCAAUUGCGGAUGCAUCGUCUGAGGAUGUUCAGAUCAGUGCAACCCAUGCUCUUCUCGAGCUUCAGCGCGCUAUUCGGAAUCGAGCAUUAUUGGCCAGUUUGCUUCCCCGUACCGUCUCUACGUUAGUCAAAGUUCUUCGACCAAGUACUCAGGCCCGGCGAACGAGAAAGGUCCUUGUCACCUACCUAGAGCUACUGACUGAGACCUUAAGAAACGUUCUUGCGGACGAGGUCGUCUCGAGUGAACUUGGUGACAAGAGGAGGCCCAAAUCCACCAAAGCACGGAGCGUUGAUGAUGAGGCCAUCCUGGACAAGUCCUGGUUCGAUGCCACUGCAUCUCAAAUUGAUCUGGCUCUGGUCCAGGUGAUCAAACUCAGGAAUCAUGAAAGCCCUGACGUGGCCGAAGCUCUUCUCAACCUCUGUCUGACGGUCAUCGAUGACUGUUCGCAAACUCUCGCCCAGUCCAUCCCACUGAUGGUGGAGACUCUUGCGGUCCUUUGCCGUUCGCCCAAUGGGUCAAAAGCGAACGCCGCUCUCAAAUUCUUGAUAACAUCGAGGCCAGAGGUGACAGAGAUUCUGGGCACCAAAUUCUAUGACUGGUCUCAGGCCCUGCCCAGAGUGAUGCAAGGUAAUGACGACAGGCCCAAGCAGCAGUUGCUCAAGCAGGUGGCCACAUCAUUCAUUGCAUUAACGGACACGUCAAAUACCACCAAUGAAGAAAUGUCGAAGUUUGCUUCAAUAUUAGUUGAUACUGUCGCGGCAGCUGUUGAAUCCGGUUCGAAAACGUCGAAGCUGGUCAACGAGGCGCCACGUAUCCCCCCGAACGAGCUUGUUCAACAAUAUAGGCGAUCGGAACAAGGAUUUAUGCCGGUUAUCUUGAGCCAUCAGAGCCAGCAAUCAUCCACAGAGGAGCUGAAAAGCUUGAUCAUGUCCCUCAAGACGCACGCUUUCAGUCGGAAUAUUGCACGCAGUCUUGUUGACCAUUUACACGAUCCUGAUAUCAACAGGAAAUUAUCAGCAGCGUGGCUCGCUCUGGAAUUUCUGAGAUCUGACAGCAGCGAGUCGUUUGAUGUCAUGGAGCUGGUUGAAGACAAUGCUUCCCCUUCCGACGUCUCAAUUUCCCGUCCUUUUCUCAUAUCCGAUCUGUAUUCAAAUAUUCUACCAUUCCUGACGGAAUAUCCCGACAUCGAAGAUGAAGGAAGUACAGACUGGCGGCUAGUAGCACUGUCCCUUGAGACUCUAACACUUCAGGCUUCUCAGCUCAGUCGCUCAUACCGCCCUGAGCUAGUGGAGACACUAUUUCCUUUACUAACUCUGCUUGGUUCCAGUAAUGCAUUGCUUCAGCAGCAUGCCAUGACAGCCCUGGACAUUCUGGCAACAGUAUGUGAAUAUGAUUCAGCAUCUCACAUGCUGGUUGAGAACGUGGACUAUCUUAUCAAUGCUGUUGCGCUCCGGCUCAACGCCUUCGAUGUAUCGCCACAGAGUCUCCAGGUCAUUGGGAUGAUGAUCCGUCUCUGUGGUGCAGGUCUCCUCCCGUACCUGGACGACCUGAUCGGAAGCAUAUUUGGUGCCCUAGACACCUUCCACGGAUAUCCCAACCUCGUCGAACAGUUAUUCGAAAUUCUAAAGAUGGUAGAGACAGAAAGUACAAGGAAGCCUGCCAUUCUAGCAAUUGAGUCCGGACGAAGAUCCGAUAGCCACCGAAGCAUGCCGAGCCAUAUCUCUGGAUUGGAAGAUAUCCUCAGUGACUUGAAGAGCAGGAAACAAAGACAGCGCCAAUCUGACGAAGAACAUGAUGAUACCACUGCCACUGAUGCUCCUCGUCAGCCAUGGACAACCGCUGAAGACGGCCCACCAAGUAGGGAACAGAAUGGCCCCUCCGACAAGAAUGAAGGGGUGGAAGAUGAUCAAUCUCUUGAGCAAACAACUAACGAGAAGGAGGCUAAGAUAUCCAAGUCUCAUCAGCUUUUACUCAACAUUGCACAGUCCACGGUUCCACACUUGUCAUCUCCUUCACCAAAGGUACGAUUUACUUUGUUGGGUCUGCUGCAAGAGAUAUGUCCGCUCCUUGGUGAACAUGAGAAUACCUUUCUGCCGUUGGUGAACACUAUUUGGCCGGCAGUGGUGUCCAGACUUUUGGCCAAGGAGGAUCCCACUACGCCGAAUGCAGCAUACAUCAUUAGGGCUGCGGCCGUCACAAUAGCAGCUAUCUGUGACGCAGCAGGCAAUUUCAUGUCCAGUCGGAUCGAACAACUUUUCGAUGAACUUGAAAAUCUAUUCAAGAAAACUUAUUCGAGUGUCGUUACGUCGACGAAGCGGGAGAAGCCGAUUUCGAUGCUAAGCAUGAAAAGAUCAGAAUUGGUUAUCUCAACGCGCAAUUCGACGCAGCUUAACCACGAAGACAGCACGCCGCCUCGUCAGGCUUCUAUGGUCCCCUACAGCGCCGUAUUCAGGUCCUCAGAUGGACAAGUUUUGGAAGCACUCGUAACGCUGUUGGUUAGCAUUCUUCGGCAUGUUCAAAUCUCAGAAGACAACGUGGACAGAAUCUUUGCGCUCCUUGCCCCGCUUAUGCACACGGAAAGAGUACGGCAGGCAUUGUUGGAUUAUAAUGAAGAUGUGGUGUGGCUGAUUGAAAAUCACCCAUUUUGA